AUGGGCUCUCAUUCGAUCGAAUCACUCUUUUCUGAGCUUGACGAUAUUCCUCUGGAUCCCCACUAUGCCCUCAAAGAGGACUUUUCGGCCGAUCCUUCCCCCUCAAAAGUGAUUUUAGGAUCGGGUAUCUACCGGGACAAGAAUGGGAAGCCAUGGGUAUUGCCGGCAGUGAAAGAAGCGGAGGAGAUAGUCAAGACUUCAGAAGACUCCGGUCGCUAUGACUAUCUUCCUAUUCCCGGAUACACACCAUUCUACACCGCAGCACGAGACCUCUUAUUUGGGGCCCUCAGCUCGCUAGAAGACAAUUUCGUCUCCGUACAAACGAUAUCUGGGACAGGUGCCAAUUCACUUGGUGCACACUUUUUAUCUGAAGCCCUCAAGCCAUCUGCCGUAUGGCUAUCCAACCCGAGCUGGGUGAACCAUGCAAACAUUUGGAAAUCGGUCGGGGUCACGGUCAGGUCCUACCCAUAUUGGAACCCAGAAAGAAAGGCAUUGGACUUAAAAGAUAUGAUUCAGACAAUUUCCCAAGAGGCUACUCCUGGAGAUGUGAUCGUACUUCAUGGCUGUGCUCAUAACCCCACUGGACUUGACCCGACAAAGGAGCAAUGGAGGAUGAUCGCAAACGUGUGUGAAAGCAGAGGAUUGUUCCCUUUCUUUGACUGUGCCUAUCAAGGAUUUGCUUCGGGGAACUUAGAUGAAGACGCGUGGGCCUUGAGACAUUUUGCAUCCCGUGGAAGCAUGGAGCUCGCAGUGGCACAGUCCUUCUCUAAGAAUAUGGGUCUCUAUGGAGAGCGCGUCGGGGCUCUGCAUUUUCUUACGGCUUCGCCAGAUGCAGCAGGCAAAGUCAAAGGACAUCUAUCACGUCUCCAGCGAGGACUUAUCUCCCAACCACCCAAACGAGGAGCAAGAAUCGCGGCGACAAUUCUCAAAGAUAAUACACUGUUCCAAAAAUGGUUGGCGGAUCUUUGCGAGAUGAGCUCUAGGAUCAAAUGUAUGCGACAGGCGUUGUACGACGAGUUGAUUUCUUUGGGAACGCCCGGAAACUGGGAUCAUAUAUUGACUCAAAUUGGAAUGUUUUCAUAUACAGGUCUCAGCCCUGAGCAAGUAUCAUGCAUGCGGACUGAUGGUCAUGUUUACAUCUUGAGCUCGGGGCGGAUCUCAGUUGCAGGCCUCAAUAAUGCAAAUGUGAAACACGUGGCCCAGGCAAUCGACAAAGCAUGCAGGAAGGAAAUGAUCUGA
Penicillium waksmanii is the source of this 1239-nucleotide messenger RNA. RefSeq lists its product as uncharacterized. Gene Ontology annotation, biological process: L-aspartate biosynthetic process. The record is from RefSeq and is a predicted model, not a curated record. NCBI's taxonomy places the organism in Eukaryota, Fungi, Ascomycota, Eurotiomycetes, Eurotiales, Aspergillaceae. Gene Ontology annotation, cellular component: cytosol. The coding region runs from base 1 to 1239 and encodes 412 amino acids. Gene Ontology annotation, molecular function: pyridoxal phosphate binding; L-aspartate:2-oxoglutarate transaminase activity. The transcript has 5 exons.